Penicillium riverlandense is the source of this 1245-nucleotide messenger RNA. RefSeq names its product metallophosphoesterase family protein. The record is from RefSeq and is a predicted model, not a curated record. The coding region runs from base 1 to 1245 and encodes 414 amino acids. Gene Ontology annotation, cellular component: cytoplasm. Gene Ontology annotation, molecular function: hydrolase activity, acting on ester bonds. The transcript has 4 exons. Lineage: Eukaryota; Fungi; Ascomycota; Eurotiomycetes; Eurotiales; Aspergillaceae.
AUGAUCAAGGACCCAAAUAUAUCCGCCAGAGCUCAAACUCAGUAUAUUAUGAGAUCGACUCUCAACCAACUGCCAGACGGUCGGAAACUACGAUUUACAGAAAAUGGCACUUUCCAGGUUUCUGUCUUCGAGGAUUUGCACUUCGCCGAAAAUGCCACACGGGAUGCCAUGACGAAAGAAGUCAUGGCAUCUGUUCUCUCAGAGGAAAAUGCACAGCUAGUGGUUCUCAACGGGGACUUGAUAUCCGGCGAAGCCGUGCAGAGUUCUAACUCUAGUCAAUAUCUUCACGAUGUUGUAUCCCCUCUGGUCAAUACAGGAAAAUUAUGGGCAUCGACCUAUGGAAAUCACGACAGUGAGGUGGCCUUGGAUCCUAUGAAGGAUAUCUAUGAACAGGAGACACGAUAUCCAAAUAGUUUGACACGGAGCAUGGUUUCUGCGCCCAAGGCUGGAAUCACGAAUUACUAUUUGCUGAUCUAUCCCCACAACCGCAAAACAAGUACCCCCGCACUCAUCUUGUGGUUUUUUGAUUCAAAAGGCGGUCAUUAUGCAACAGAUAGUGCGACAGACGGCAGCUCAGUCGCAAGGGAAGAUUGGGUCAAUGAAGAUGUUGUUGAAUGGUUCACGGAAACAAACGCGAAUUUGACAGCCACGUAUGGUCAAGUCAUUCUAUCGCUUGCAUUCGUUCACAUUCCCACCCAUGCUAUGCUUAAAUACCAAGAAGAAGGUGUAGACUCAAACACAACUCCGGGAAUCAAUGGUGAAAGUGUGAUGUCGCAAGGUUCCGGGGACAAUGACUAUAUGGGACAAGAUCAACUAUUCAUGCAGGCUCUUCUUAAUACCAGCGGGCUAGUGGCUACUUUCAGUGGCCAUGAUCACGAAAAUGACUGGUGCUUUAAAUGGGACGGUCGGGUCAUUGAUCAGAAUCUGACUGGAAAUGGGAUUAAUAUGUGCUAUGGUCGGCACACCGGAUACGGAGGAUAUGGUGAUGCUACCCGUGGUGGACGUCAAAUCUUCCUGAGUCAAGAAACCAUGAAAGAUGAAGUCAAAACGUGGGUUCGGUUGGUGGACGGUACCAUUUCAGCGCCAGUCACGUUAAACGCGACGUAUAACCAAGAUCGAUAUAUGACCGUGCUAAGGAGAGCCCUAGAAACUUCGGGAGGCCCUAGUGUCUGUGACCGAACAGCUUUACUUCUGCUUGUCUAUCUUUGGCUUCCAAUAUUGUCACUUGUGUACUGGAGACGUUGA